This is a messenger RNA of Venturia canescens, 3839 nucleotides long. RefSeq names its product WASH complex subunit strump (gene Strump). The transcript has 16 exons. The record is from RefSeq and is a predicted model, not a curated record. Lineage: Eukaryota; Metazoa; Arthropoda; Insecta; Hymenoptera; Ichneumonidae. Gene Ontology annotation, biological process: regulation of actin nucleation; actin filament polymerization; endosome organization. Bases 319 to 3771 code for a protein of 1150 amino acids. Gene Ontology annotation, cellular component: WASH complex; endosome.
AAAAAUCCCUGGGAAUGUUUCAAUUUGACAGAAAAAGAUCCUAAACGUCCUAAAUUAAAUACGAAUAUGUCAAAGUGGCAUUUUAUAAAAUAUCUAUGAAAAUGGAAUAAUGAAAACAUUCAUGAUUCCACUUAGUCCUUGUGUAUUCAACUAUUGAACGACACGAAAAAUAACUUUUUCAAACAAUCUGUGACUUAAUUUCAUAAGAUCUAAUACAUAACCUCACAGUAGGUUAAUCAUUAGGAUAUGUCUAUACUCCCAUUUACAGCACUUAUCUUCUGGAGGUUCUGGAGUCUGUAGCAUGACAAUUUUUUAACAAUGGGUGAUUUUUUGGCCAACAAUAAUAUAUGCGGCCAGAAUAUUCUAAGGCUCGUUUCACGAGGAAAUGCAAUCAUCGCGGAACUUAUGCGCCUCAAGGAAUAUGUGCCCCGAGUGUUUAGAUUGGAUACAAAGCAAUAUGUACAAAAGUACGGUGCCAUUAUUCUUGAUUUCGCUUACUUCAAGGCUGAAGAUACCUAUGAACAGAAAAUCGAAAAUGAUGCAACACUACGAGAAAUUGAUGAAAAUUUACGAGAGAAUUAUGCAGACAUACUCACAAGAUUUUACUUGGCCUUUGAGAGCAUUCACAAAUACGUUACUGAUCUGAAUUCAUAUGUUGAUGAAUUGGAGGAUGGAGUUUAUAUCCAACAAAAUGUGGAAAGUGUCAUGCUCAACGAAGAAGGCAAACAAUUGAUGUGCGAGGCGGUAUAUUUGUAUGGAGUAAUGUUACUUCUUGUGGAUCAUCAAUUCGAAGGCCAAGUUCGUGAGCGACUUCUAGUUUCCUACAAUAGAUAUAAUGCGCAACGUUCGUCAGCCACGAAAGUCGAGCACGUUUGUAGACUUUUGAGAUCAACAGGAUUUUCGAAGACGUCUCAAAAACGGCCUACAAAUUAUCCUGAAAAUUAUUUCCAGCGAGUACCAAUAAAAGCCUCAUUGAUCGACCUUUUGAUCGGUCGGUUAAGAUCGGAUGAAAUCUACAACCAGACUCUUGCGUUUCCUCAUCCUGAGCAUCGGAGCAUUGCUUCUGCAAAUCAAGCAGCAAUGCUCGUCAUCAUUUUAUCCUUUCAGGCCGAAACUCUUCACUCCCAAUCUGCCAUGAUGCGAGAAAUAGUUGAUCGGUUCUUUCCUGACAACUGGGUCAUUAGUAUUUACAUGGGAAUAUUAGUGAAUUUGCAGCAGUGGUGGCUUCCUUACAAAGCAGCCAGAACCGCGCUCAAUAAUACCCUCGAGAUUUCGAACGUGAAGAAAAUAGCACAGAAUUGUGGUCAAAAAAUAAAGGAACAAAUAGUGAAAACUGAAAAACUGCAAUUAGCCGUAACAUUCGAUGAGCACGAGAUCGAAUCAAUUGUUAAACUCAUACGCGAGUGCAACGUUUCACUGCACUGGAUUCUUUUGCACACUGCAACACCCACUAUUUUGAUCGAGGAUUCGAAACGAUCACGAACUCUUCGUCAACAAGUUAUCCAUGAAAGUGACUGUACGACUGAUGACUGUCUCCGCUUGUUGCUCAGCACAGCACAGAUUGAGCACCAUUUGAAAAAUAUGUACAAGCGAUUACUAACCGACAAAGAAUCCAAAUGGAUCGAGAAGAAGAACACAUGCGUUGAACGUCUAAUGAACCUCGCUGAAGUUUUCAGUGGUAAUAAAUUUCUCGACGGCGUAGAAUCCAACGAGUGCCUUAAAUCGUGGUUUAAAGAUACCAGUGGACACGUCAAUUCGCUGCAACAAGAGGACGGUCGAAUAAUAGCUCAAUUGUUACAAGCUUUGGGAGAAGUACAAGAAUUUCAUCAACUGAAGAAUAAUCUGCAAGUGUCUCGUUACUUGACGGACACAUGUGACAUAUUGCACAAUAUGUUGCGAACUGGCAGCAUGACCGAAGAUACGAUGAUAGCUUUGAACAUCGUUACUGAUUGUUGUUACGCCUGGAAUAUAAUGGAAUCUUUCGUCGGUAUAAUGCAGUCUCGUAUCAAAGAAAAUCCACCCAUGGUUACUAAACUCAAGGCAUUGUUUUCCAAAAUGGCUUCGGCAUUGGAAACUCCAUUGUUACGGGUCAACCAAGCCAGGAGCGCGGACCUUUCCUCAGUGUCUCAAUACUAUUCGAGACAACUGGAAAGUUACGCUCGUCGUGUGUUACAAAUUAUUCCGGAAACUGUAUUCGGUCUUCUCGCCCAAAUUGUUCAUUUAGAAACGAACGUAUUCAAGGAGGUUCCAACAAAACUGAGCAAAGACAAUCUCAAGGAUUAUGCUCAGCUCGAUGAACGUUUACAGAUGGCAAAAUUGACGUACGAAGUAUCAGUCUUUACAAAAGGAGUACUCUCGUUAAAAAGUGUUUCUCUUGGGGUAUUGAGGGUCGAUUCUCAUCGGCUUUUAGAAGACGGCAUUCGAAGAGAACUCGUGCAAAAAGUUACACUCACUUUGCAGAACGGUCUCACUUUCGAUCCCAAGUCCAAAGUUCCUCUAGCAACAAAGUUGAGUACUUUGACCAUGGUGAUGGAAGGAUAUAGAAAAUCUUUUCAAUAUAUUCAAGACUACAUAAACAUCAACAGUUUAAAAAUCUGGCAUGAAGAAAUCACUUAUAUCAUAAAUUCGGCUCUUGAGGAAGAAUGCAGGGAGUCAACGUGGACGCCGGAAAAAUCAUGGAAGUUUUUACUGUACGAGGAUAAAGUUGACAGUGUUAUGCCAACCGAGACGAAUUCUGGAACAUUCAUGGGUCGACUAGCUCGUGAAUUAAUGCGAGUGACGGAUCCCAAGACAACGGUGUACAUAGAGCAUGCACUUGCUUGGUACGAUUUGAAGACACAGAGCGAGAUUUUGACCCAUAAAGUUUUUUCAAUGAUUUUGGAAGCGAUUGGAACACCUGGUUUGGCUGGGCUCGACAAAUUGAUAUCACAUUAUGUGACGGUUGAAUUAAAUGGUUUAAAUAAUUACAUGGAGAAGGGUGUCCACGACAAAACAUGGACAAGCAUGUUGGACGAGUGCAGAUCAUUUAUUCAGCAUCCUGAUUACAUCAAGGGCACGACAAACAAUCCUUCAAGACUCUAUGCCAUGAUAUCCGGUCAUUCGAACAAAAUUUGGCCUUCGAUGUUCGAAAGUGUUAUGAGAAUCGGCCAUUUUCAAUUGUUCAGAAACAAAAUAGCUUAUGAACUGAACACAGUUUGUAAAUUCGAAGCGAAACAUAUGGAAGCUGCUCUACGAACUUUAAACGCCGCCGUUCUUUCGGAACUCCGGAAAAAACCCUCCGACGUUUUGAUCAACCAGGAAGAAACGGAUUUGCUGCGCGAGCUCAGCGUUAGGCUCGACUGGACGGGAAUUAGCGAUCCUCUGAACAAGGCAUACGUCAAACCACCGAGUAUCAGUGACGUCACUAUUGUUAUGUUCCUUUUCACUGUAUCGUAUCUUCACAAAUUGCAUUACUGUAAAAAUACCGCGAGUUUAUUGAGCAAGAAAAUAAACGAUCCGGUCGACGCUGUGGUUUUUACAAUCGGCAUGCAGACGGUACUCCAUCAGUUUCCGCCUUCGGUAUUCACGAUCUACAUUUCUUACGUGUGUCAAUACGUGUUAACCUUCGUUACAGCAGAAAGUGGAAAAAUUAGCGGUGAGUGGGAAACCGAAGGAGUAACGGGCCUGCAUUAUCUUCAGUUACUCACCAAAUAUUCUGGCCUACCGAAAUCCGUGAUACUCGAAAACAUUCCUGUCAUCGUACUCGAUCAGUACAAAAAAAUGACCAAGUAAUUUAACCCCAGCUAAUAUAUAAAAAUACGUGGUACGAUAUACACACAAAUAUAAAUAUUUGCAACGAU